AUGGCGGGCAAUACCACCGGGAACACUCCGACCCAUGCCCAGUCCUCACUCCCCUCGCUCCCCGCACACCUUCAGUCGGAUACCCAUUUGACAGCCCAUCUCGCCAGUCGCUUCCAUGUCGGACUGCCCACUGCCCGCCUCUCGUCCCAGGCAUUGAUCUCCCUGAACACAUACACAUCAGCAACAAAAGGCCCCGAUGGUGAAAAGGAAGGCAGUGCUGCUGGUGAAGCCGAGGAUCUUGCCCGUCGCGCGUUCACGCGGUUGGGAACUCGUGGGGAGAACCAGGCCGUGGUGUUCCUAGGAGAGAGUGGUUCGGGUAAAACCACCAUUCGCUCACACCUGCUAUCCUCCUUCCUGUCCUUUUCCUCAACCCCGCUGUCCUCCAAACUCUCCUACGCUGCCUUUGUCUUCGAUACCCUGACCACCACCAAAUCGGUAACCACCCCAACUGCCUCCAAGGCUGGUCUGUUCCUCGAGCUGCAGUACGAUGGCUCGUCUGCGGUCAAUCCCACCUUGAUUGGUGGUAAGAUUAUUGACUAUCGACUGGAGCGAAGCCGCAUCUCUUCCGUGCCAACUGGUGAGCGUAGCUUCCAUGUGCUAUACUACCUCCUGGCCGGUACCAGUGCGGCCGAAAAGUCCCACCUCGGUUUCGACAACUCCAUCCAUAUCACCACUAGUGGCGGCAAACUUUCAUCUGAUUCGGUCAGUCAUAAGCGAUGGCGGUAUCUAGGCCACCCAACCCAGCUCAAGGUCGGAGUGAACGAUCAAGAGGGCUUCCAACACUUCAAGACUGCCCUGCGGAAGCUUGAAUUCUCUCGCGGUGAGAUUGCCGAGAUUUGCCAGAUUCUGGCUGGUAUCCUGCAUAUUGGUCAGCUGGAUUUUAUUUCUGGACAAUCCACCACCACUACUGCCGAGGAGAGUGGUGGUUACUCCCACGAGGGUGGUGAGACGGUCACCGUUGUGAAAAAUAAGGAUGCCCUUGGCAACGUUGCUGCAUUCCUCGGGUUGAGUGUGGAGGCCUUGGAGAACAGUUUGGGUUACAAGACCAAGACCAUUCACCGGGAGCGUGUGACGGUCAUGCUGGAUCCUCGGGGUGCUCGAGAGAAUGCCGAUGCAUUCGCCCGAACCAUCUACUCGCUGCUUGUCACCUACGUGAUCGAGACCGUCAACCAGAAGAUCUGCGCCGCAGAGGACAGCGUUGCCAACACCAUCUCCAUUGUUGAUUUCCCUGGCUUUGCUCAAGCCCCGGCCACCGGCUCGACCCUUGACCAGCUCCUCAGCAAUGCUGCGACGGAGUCGCUUUACAAUUACUGCCUCCAAUCGUUCUUCGACCACAAGGCGGAUGUUCUGGACCGCGAGGAGAUUACCGUCGCAGCAACCAGCUACUUCGACAACACUGAUACCGUUCGCGGUCUCUUGAAGCAUGGCAAUGGUCUGCUCAGCAUCUUGGACGACCAGACUCGUCGUGGCCGCAACGAUAGUCAAUUCCUCGAGAGCGUUCGCAAGCGCUUCGAGGGCAAGAACCCAGCGAUCUCAGUUGGUAGCGGCGGCACCACCAGCUCUGGAUAUCUGUCCCAAGCUCGGACCGCAUUCACCGUGAAGCAUUUCGCUGGUGAAGUCGACUACUCCGUCACCGGUCUCAUCGAGGAGAACGGAGAAGUCAUCUCGGGAGACUUGAUGAAUCUCAUGAAGUCCACCCGCAGUGACUUUGUCCGCGAACUCUUCGGGCAGGAGGCCUUGCAGACCAUUUCCCACCCGCGGGAAAAGUCUGCAAUCAUGCAAGCUCAGGUCUCGUCGAAGCCAUUGCGGAUGCCCAGCAUGGCUCGCCGCAAGCACGACCAACAGGCCCGCCAAAUGUUCUCGGAUCGUGCCGAGAGCGAAGAGCCAGAUGACCAAGAUAGCCAGGCGGCCAGCUCCCGACGAAGCGUGGCUGGUCGCAAGAGUGGUCUGAACACUGGUCAUGUUCAGGGUGCAGCCGGUCAGUUCCUCUCGGGUCUUGAGAUCAUCAACAAGUGCCUUAGUUCGCCCAACCUCAACCCAUACUUUGUGAUCUGUCUCAAGCCUAACGACCGCCGCAUUGCAAACCAAUUCGACAGUAAAUGCGUGCGCAUGCAGGUUCAAACCUUUGGUAUUGCCGAGAUCAGCUCCCGACUGAGAAAUGCCGACUUCAGCGUCUUCCUCCCAUUCGCGGAGUUCUUGGGCCUGGCUGAAAUUGGUAAUGUCGUCGUUGGUAGUGAUCGCGAAAAGUCGGAGGUCGUCUUGGAUGAGAGACGAUGGCCCGGUAAUGAAGCUCGCGUGGGAAGUACUGGUGUCUUCCUGAGUGAGCGAUGCUGGGCCGAUCUCGCCAAGAUUGGCGAACGUGUCGUUCCCUCUUUCAACAAGAUUGCCGGCUCUGAUGAAGGAGACGUUGGUUACCACGCUGGUGCUGAUACCAAGGUUCGUCUCUUGAACCCGGCUGACCAGUCGCCGGGUGCCUUCAUCUAUGGUGAUGAGUCCAAACAGGGCGGUUAUUUCGGUAGCCGCGAGCUGGACGGCAAAUCCGAUGCAGGUGCUUCGGCGUUCAACUCUGGUGACAUGUUCCAAAAUCUCGAGACGAGGGAAGAGAUGCUGCAAAAGGGCAAUGAGAAGAACAUGGAGGAGGUUGACGACGUUGUGGUCUCGGGCUCUCGCAAACGCUGGAUGGCGUUGGUCUACCUGCUGACCUUCUUCAUUCCCGACUUCAUGAUCAAAUGGAUCGGCCGGAUGAAGCGCAAGGAUGUGCGUGUUGCUUGGCGUGAGAAGCUCGCCAUCAACAUGAUCAUCUGGUUUGCCUGCGGUGUUGCCGUCUUCAUGAUUGUCGCCUUCCCUGGUCUGGUUUGUCCAACCCAACAUGUCUACUCGAAAGGUGAACUCAGUGGCCACAAUGGUAAGGGUAGCGCUAGCUCCUAUGUUGCUAUCCGGGGCGUGGUCUUCAACUUGGGCGACUUCAUGCCCUCUCACUACCCUGAUAUCGUCCCGCAAAAAUCUCUGAAGAACUAUGCCGGCACCGAUGCGACCAAUCUCUUCCCGAUUCAGGUCUCAGCGCUGUGCCAGGGUGUGGAUGGACAUGUUGACCCAAGUGUUCCCCUGGAUUACCGGUCCAACAUGAACGAGUCUAGUACUACCACCUCUACCAGCGACUUCGAUGUCAACGCCAAAUACCAUGACUUCCGUUACUGGACCGAUGACCCUCGGGCAGAUUGGUUCUAUGAACAAAUGGUCAUGAUGCGAGCAAACUACAAACAGGGCUACGUUGGAUAUACUGCCCAGUAUAUGAAGACGCUCGCAGACGAUAACAGCAAGAAUAUUGCCAGUAUUGACGGCAAGGUCUACGACCUGACUUACUACAUUGCUGGCCCUCGUAUCCCCCGUUACCCGACAGGCAAGACCGCCACUGGGGACGUCAACACGAACUACAUGAGCCCGCUUCUCGUCACUCUCUUCCAGCAGAAACCUGGUACCGAUGUGACCAAGUAUUGGAAUGACCUUGCAAUUGAUGCGACCACGCGUGCGCGGAUGCAGCUUUGUCUAGACAAUUUGUUCUUCGUUGGACACGUUGAUACCCGUAACUCGGCCAGGUGUCAGUUUGCUCGGUACUUCAUUCUUGCCAUCUCGAUCUUGAUUUGUGUGGUCAUUCUUUUCAAGUUCCUGGCUGCCUUGCAGUUUGGAAAGAAGAAUCUCCCCGAGAACCUGGACAAAUUCAUCAUCUGUCAAGUUCCAGCAUACACCGAAGAUGAAGAUUCACUCCGCCGUGCCAUCGAUUCCAUGGCCCGCAUGCGUUAUGAUGACAAGCGCAAGCUGCUGUUGGUCAUUUGUGACGGUAUGAUUAUCGGUCAGGGUAACGAUCGGCCCACUCCCCGGAUUGUCCUGGACAUCCUGGGUGUCCCCGAGUCUGUCGAUCCCGAGCCUCUCAGCUUCGAGAGUUUGGGCGAGGGUAUGAAGCAGCACAACAUGGCCAAGAUCUACUCUGGCCUCUACGAGGUUCAAGGCCACAUUGUUCCUUACCUGGUUGUUGUCAAGGUUGGCAAGCCUUCCGAGGUGUCUCGCCCUGGUAACCGUGGCAAGCGUGAUUCUCAGAUGGUUGUCAUGCGUUUCCUCAACCGUGUCCACUACAACCUGCCCAUGAGCCCUAUGGAGCUUGAGAUGCACCACCAGAUUCGGAACAUCAUUGGUGUUAAUCCGACGUUCUACGAGUACAUCUUGCAAGUCGAUGCCGAUACGGUCGUUGCCCAGGAUUCUGCUACACGCUUCGUUUCCGCUUUCCUGUCCGACACGCGCCUCAUCGCCGCUUGUGGUGAGACAUCUCUGUCCAAUGCGAAGACGUCCAUGGUUACGAUGAUCCAAGUGUACGAAUACUACAUCUCGCACAACCUGACCAAGGCUUUCGAGAGUCUCUUCGGAUCCGUCACUUGCUUGCCCGGUUGUUUCAGUAUGUACCGUGUUCGCUCGGCGGAGAGCGGCAAGCCCUUGUUCGUCAGCAAGGAGGUUGUCGAAAGUUACUCCGAGAUUCGCGUGGAUACCUUGCACAUGAAGAAUCUGCUCCACCUCGGUGAAGAUCGAUACCUGACGACACUCCUGCUCAAGCAUCACCCCAAGUUCAAGACCAAGUACAUCUUCCGCUGCCAUGCCUGGACCGUGGCUCCCGAGAGCUUUGCCGUUUUCCUGUCCCAGCGUCGUCGUUGGAUCAACUCGACUGUGCACAACCUGAUUGAACUGAUUCCCCUGCAACAGCUGUGCGGUUUCUGCUGCUUCAGUAUGCGCUUCAUCGUCUUUGUCGAUCUGCUCAGUACCGUCAUCCAGCCUGUUACCGUUGCGUAUAUCAUUUACUUGAUCGUCUGGCUGGUGCGCGAUAGCUCGGUCAUUCCCUGGACAGCGUUCGUACUACUUGGUGUCAUCUACGGUCUACAGGCUUUCAUCUUCAUCGUUCGCCGUAAGUGGGAGAUGAUCGGCUGGAUGUUCAUUUACAUUCUUGCCAUUCCCGUCUUCACACUUGCGCUACCUCUCUACUCCUUCUGGAACAUGGACGACUUCACCUGGGGUAACACCCGCAUCAUCACUGGAGAAAAGGGCCGCAAGGUCGUCAUCUCCGACGAGGGCAAAUUCGACCCAGCCUCGAUCCCCAAGAAGCGCUGGGAGGAGUAUCAGAUGGAGCUGUGGGAGGCGCAAGAGGGACAAACCUCGCGCGACGACCACUCCGAGGUCUCGGGCUACUCGUAUGGUACUCGCGCGCACCCCUUCGCGCAAUCCGAGUACGGCUUCCCCGGUUCGCGUCCCGUCUCUCAACUUGAUCUGCCGCUGCUUGCAUCUGGAUCGCGCAUGUCCAUUGCACCUUCUGAGAUGCUGAGCCAUCACAUGGACAUGGAUACGAGCAUGGAGGAUUUGAGCCACCUGCCAUCGGAUGAUGCGAUUCUCGCCGAGAUCCGUGAGAUUCUGCGCACGGCUGAUCUGAUGAGUGUGACGAAGAAGAGUAUCAAGCAGGAGCUUGAGCGCCGGUUCGGUGUUAACCUGGACCUGAAGCGGCCAUACAUCAACUCUGCUACCGAAGCUGUUCUUUCCGGUCUUCUGUAA
Messenger RNA from Penicillium daleae, 5586 nucleotides. It is a transcript of the gene chsE, whose product is annotated as chitin synthase class Va. The transcript has 4 exons. Lineage: Eukaryota; Fungi; Ascomycota; Eurotiomycetes; Eurotiales; Aspergillaceae. Bases 1 to 5586 code for a protein of 1861 amino acids. Gene Ontology annotation, cellular component: cell septum; cell periphery; myosin complex. The record is from RefSeq and is a predicted model, not a curated record. Gene Ontology annotation, molecular function: chitin synthase activity; cytoskeletal motor activity; ATP binding.